AUGAAUAAAAAUAAAGAAUCUGGAAAACAAGUUUAAAAUAUCAAAGUAAAUGAUUCUAAUUCAAAUAAAAAUAAAGAAUUAUAAAAGCUUGUGUAAAAUAAUAAGCAUUUUGAAUUUUUAUCAAGUGGAAAAAUUAAAUGCCUCUUAACACAUCACGAAAUUUUACCAACUUUAUAAGAAUUUAACAAUUAUCUAAAUGGAAAAAGCUAUAAAAAUGCAGUAGAAAAUGAUAUCGACUUUACCUAAUUUGAACCCUACAUUGUCUAGCAUAAAACUGAUAAAAAUAAAUUAUUUUGUAAUUUGACCCGAUAAAAUAUAAGUAAAAAAAAAUCUGUUGUACUCAAACAUGUAAAUGGAAAGAGAUAUAAAUAUUAUUUAUCCAAGUACUUAGAAGAAUAAGCCAAAGAAGAGCAAGAAAAUUAAUAAGAAAAUUAAGAAGAUGAAGGCUAAAAUGAAUUAGAAGAGUUGAAUAACCUUGUUAACGAAGCAGAGCAGUAAGAAUAGCCAUAGAAAUAAAAAAAUGGAAUUCUAAAAGGAGGAAAAAAAAUAAAUAAAAAGAAGUUUAAACAAUAAAAAGAAGAAAAAAUAGAAGUUGAAGAGGAAAUAUAAAGUAAAUAGAAAAAGCAAUAAUAAGAUGGAAAAUAAGUGAAAAAGUUAAAGAAUAAAUAAUAAAAUGCAUAAGUGGAAUGAAAAUACAAUGACUUUAUUAUGUAUAAUAUCAAUGUAAUCUAAAAAAAUAUUAACAAA
Paramecium tetraurelia is the source of this 747-nucleotide messenger RNA. RefSeq lists its product as uncharacterized. The record is from RefSeq and is a predicted model, not a curated record. Lineage: Eukaryota; Ciliophora; Oligohymenophorea; Peniculida; Parameciidae. The transcript has 3 exons.